Molecule: messenger RNA, 2536 nt
Organism: Drosophila novamexicana
Lineage: Eukaryota; Metazoa; Arthropoda; Insecta; Diptera; Drosophilidae
Gene: pasha
Product: microprocessor complex subunit DGCR8
Exons: 5
Coding region: 102-2081 (659 amino acids)
Biological process (GO): primary miRNA processing
Cellular component (GO): microprocessor complex
Molecular function (GO): heme binding; primary miRNA binding; double-stranded RNA binding
Source: RefSeq, a predicted model, not a curated record
CAAACACAGCUAUAAGAAACCAAAAAUAAAAUAAACAACAAAAGACACCUAACAAAAUAGCAUAAGUUUUAAGCCCACACCUAAGUACAUACGUAUAGAAAAUGGCAGAGGCUCAAUCGCCAGCUGAAGAGCUAUCCACGGAGGAGCCACUGACCACACGCAAGCGUCCACGUCUGGAUGAGGAGCAGGAGCAGGAACUGAAAGUUGCUGGCUUUUCGCUCAGCGCCAUUGAGGAAAUGCGUCAGACACGUGACGCCGAGCUGCUAUCCGAGCCCAUUGAUCAGCAGCUGCGCCAGUUUCAGGUGCUUGACGAGGUAGGCACCGCCAGUGAGGAUGAUGAUUCAGAUGACAACAGCGACAAGCAGAACGGUGAGAAUUAUGCUGACGAGGAGGAGGGCGAAGGUGACGGCGGCGACUAUGAUUCUUCCGACUUUGAUGAUGAGGAAAUUGAGAAUCUUUUGGAUGAAAAGCUACCCGAAGAUCUGCGCGAAUCCAAGCGACCAAAAUACGAACAGCGCUUCAAGACUGUGCUUGAAGAGAAACGCCACAACCACUUCGAGGUGCUGCCGGAGGGCUGGGUGCAGGUGACGCACAAUAGCGGCAUGCCCCUCUUUCUGCAUCGCAAGACGCGUGUCUGCUGUGCCGCACGUCCAUAUUUUCUUGGCACGGGCAGUGCACGCAAACAUGCGGUGCCACUGGGUGCCAUACCCUGUCUGAACUAUCGACGUGCCCUGGACGAGGAAAUGGAGGCAGCGGAGCAACAGCUGCGCAAUACGGACAAUGCGCCGACUACAGAGAACAACAAUGAGGUGAUGACUGCGGGCGUUUGUCCUGUAGCGCAUGCAACAGCAAAUGCAGCACAGCCCAUGGAUGUGGAUGGCAAAGAGAACCAAAAUUCGGCUGAAUCCGAGUCCAAAACGGGCGAGACAACCACUGAGGCAUUGCAGUCACUAAUACCAGCAGCUAAAAUUGUAACCGUCAAUGAGAAUACACAAAAGGAGUCGGUGACACCGGAGCAGUUGAACACGUACUGCCAGAAACUCUUCCGGUUCAAGGUAAUACGCGUGCUGCGCUUUCGUAGCUGGAAUGCACGGCGCAAGUUCACAAAAAAUCGCAAGCAUAUCAAGAAUAUACAGCGGCCAACGCUGCCCGACGGCACCAAGCUGAUCAAGUUUCCCAUUUUGGCGGCCAGCGGUGCGGAAGGUGCCACAAAUCCGCGUGGACGCAAAGAGUGGAUCAUGAAUCCGAAUGGCAAGAGUUUUGUGUGCAUCUUGCAUGAGUAUGUGCAGCAUGCGCUAAAGACGCAGCCCACCUAUGAGUUCAAGGAGCUGCAGAACGCAGCUACGCCCUAUUCGGCAACCGUUUCGGUGAACAAUCUCAAGUAUGGCACGGGUUAUGGCACCAGCAAAAAGCAGGCCAAGUCGGAGGCGGCACGCGAAACACUCGAGAUACUCAUUCCCGAUGUGAAGGACAAAAUAACGGGCAAUAAUAAGGAUGUGAAAAGCGGCACUGCCAAGAAAACCCAAAGCGAUCUAUCUGUUUUCGAUGACAUCCGCAUCGAGGAUCCACGCGUCACGGAGUUCUGCAACAAGACCACAGAGCCCUCGCCCAAUGCCAUCUUGUUGACCUGCCUGCAGCGUAACUACGGCAGCGAUGUGCAGAUCACCCAGGAGAUCAAUCGUACGGCCAAUAACAAAAACGAGUUCACGAUGACUGUGGGCAAGCACACGGCCAAGGUGGUCUGCAAGAAUAAGCGCGAGGGCAAGCAAUUGGCAUCGCAGGCCAUACUGCAGAUUUUGCAUCCGCAUAUUCAAACUUGGGGCUCGCUGCUGCGUCUGUAUGGCAACAAUUCGAUCAAAACGUUUAAGGAGAAGAAACUCGAGGAGCAGGAGAUUACCGUGCUGCAGAGCAAGGCGGCUGUGAAUCAACCAAACUAUGCCAUUCUCGAAAAACUCAAAUCGGAGAUGCUGAAGCUCAGCGCCAAGCACGAGGGUGUCCAAACCAUGGGCACCUUUGUGCCGCCCAGUGAUGUUGACUUGCCCACUUCCUCCGGUUCCAAUUUGAACAACGUUGAAUUAUAGUUAUAAAACACAUAAUCAUCAUUGCCGUCAUUAGGUUUUUGGUUAUUCCACUUGCAUGACAAACUUUUACACAGUUACCCAAUGUGAUCCAUUCAAAUAUGACAAACAGCAAUGUGAAGAAUGUGUAUUGAGCUUAACAACGAGCUACACAUACUCUUUAAAAUACACUAACUUAAUAAAGAUCCUUACAAAUUCAACAUUAUAUUAUAUGACAAAAUGGAAUUAAUAAUAAAUAUGUGCGUUCCUUAUGCAUUAUUCUUCCAGCAUAUGCUUGAAUUUAUUAAAGUAUAAUACGUCUAGACUAUUCUGCAUUUUAAUUUCAAUUCUCCUUGGUACUUAUGAAACGAGACAUAAUUUUUAAGUGUUUCGUUUUUGACUGCGUGGAAUGAACACGGAAACGGAACUGGGAAGUUUUUAUUAACAAAGGAGUUGCCAAUUUCAUUAAGAAAAGUUUU